CCGGCAGAGCGCUGAGGCGGGCGGCGGGAGGGCGGGUGGCCGGCGGGCAGGCAGGUGGGCAGCGGGCGGAGGCAGCGCAGCCGGGACGCGCGUGCGCACGCGGGGAUCGAGGCCCUCGGGCUCCCUUCUUGCCGCCGGGCAGCCGCCGUGAGCCGUCGCCAUGGUGAAGAGCGUGGGCAGCCUGUCUGAAUUUGAGACAGAACUGAAGUCUGCUGGUGACAAGCUUGUAGUAGUUGACUUCUCGGCCACAUGGUGUGGACCAUGCAAAAUGAUCAAGCCGUUUUUCCAUAGUUUGUGUGAUAAAUUUGGGGAUGUGGUGUUCAUCGAAAUCGACGUGGAUGACGCCCAGGAUGUUGCUGCACACUGUGAGGUGAAGUGCAUGCCAACAUUCCAGUUCUACAAGAACGGAAAGAAGGUGCAGGAAUUCUCUGGGGCCAAUAAAGAGAAGCUGGAAGAGACCAUUAAAAGUCUAGUCUAAUCUCCAGCCAUGGAGACAUUGGAGCAUGCCUGCUUCGGCUAAAUUAUAGCCUGUAACUUUUCUACUUAAAAAAAUCCAACCAAGCUAUCUAGAUCAAGAAGGUUCUACCAUUUAAUCUAUGUAAAUGAAUACAAUAAAGUGUAAAUUCUACACUUUU
Messenger RNA from Cygnus atratus (black swan), 635 nucleotides. RefSeq names its product thioredoxin. Bases 161 to 478 code for a protein of 105 amino acids. The record is from RefSeq and is a predicted model, not a curated record. The transcript is spliced from 5 exons. Gene Ontology annotation, molecular function: protein-disulfide reductase activity. Lineage: Eukaryota; Metazoa; Chordata; Aves; Anseriformes; Anatidae.